CCUCCACCACCUCUUCAUAAAGAGAUAUAAAAAGCUUGGACUGCCUUCUGCUUUCCCCAGAGGGUCCCAGGCCACGGUUUGAGCUGCUCCGACAUUAAUUUUACAUCCUCUUGCAACACCAAAUAUCUGCAAAACAAAUGGCACCCGUCGGAUCUAAGAAGGGCGUCCUGGAGCGCCUGAAUGCAGGCGAGGUUGUGAUCGGAGACGGCGGCUUCGUCUUCGCCUUGGAGAAAAGAGGCUACGUGAAAGCCGGACCCUGGACUCCUGAAGCCGCAGCUGAGCACCCCGAAGCCGUGCGACAGCUGCACAGAGAAUUCCUGAGGGCUGGGUCAAAUGUCAUGCAGACUUUUACCUUCUACGCCAGUGAUGACAAACUUGAGAACAGAGGCAACACUGUCGGCUUCACUGGGGCACAAAUUAACGAGGCCGCUUGUGACCUGGCCAGAGAGGUGGCCAAUGAGGGUGACGCCCUGGUGGCGGGCGGAGUCUCUCAGACCCCCUCGUACCUGAGCUGCAAAAGUGAGACUGACGUGAAGUCCAUCUUUAAGAAGCAGAUGGACAUCUUCAUCAAGAAGAACGUGGACUUUCUGAUCGCCGAGUACUUCGAGCACGUCGAGGAAGCCGAGUGGGCCGUCCAGGUCCUGAAGGCCACCGGGAAGCCCGUCGCCGCCACGCUGUGCAUCGGUCCGAUGGGAGACAUGCAUGGAGUCAGCCCCGGAGAGUGCGCCAUCCGUCUGGUGAAAGCCGGUGCCGAUAUCGUUGGAGUGAACUGCCACUUUGACCCGAAGACCUGCGUGGAGACUGUGUCCAUGAUGAAAGCGGCGGUGGAGAAGGCUGGACUCAAAGCUCACUACAUGGUCCAGCCCCUCGCCUACCACACGCCUGACUGCGGCUGCCAAGGCUUCAUCGACCUGCCCGAGUUCCCCUUCGCUCUGGAGCCCAGAGUACUGACCCGCUGGGACAUGCAGCAGUACGCCAGAGAGGCCUACAAGGCAGGGAUCCGUUUCAUCGGAGGCUGCUGCGGGUUCGAACCCUACCACAUCCGUGCUAUAGCUGAGGAGCUGGCUCCGGAGCGUGGGGUUCUGCCUGAGGGCUCACAGAAGCAUGGCCAGUGGGGAAGUGGCCUAGAGAUGCACACCAAGCCCUGGGUCCGUGCCAGAGCCCGUCGUGAUUACUGGGAGAAGCUGAAGCCCGCCUCCGGUCGUCCGUUCUGCCCAUCCAUGUCCAGCCCGGACUGCUGGGGCGUCACUAAAGGCCACCCGGACCUGAUGCAGCAGAAAGAGGCCACCACUCAUGAUCAGCUGCGUCCGCUGUUUGCCAAAUCUGAAGCCAAAUCCUGAAUAUAGAGAAAGAUCCCACACUGACGUGUGCCACCGGAGUGUGGGGAAACUAAGAGAGCGAAGAAGGGAAGAUAAAGACAAGACCUUGGUUCUCUUUCACUCUCUUUCUCAUUGAAUUUCUUUGUUAGUUUACAUAUAAUCAAAAGCAAAUUAUUCACAUUGGCAUGUUUUUUGCCAGGACCAUUUUUCUAGCAAAAACAAAUACGGUAUUCUUUUUCUCCAGCCUGUGAAAGCAGUGUUUAGACUGAAAUGUACAUUUUAUAAUUGUACCUGAGACAACGUGGGUUUUUUUCACUGUAUGAUUCCGAAGCUAUAGUUUUGGUCCAUGCACUGUGAGUCGAAUCCAUCUGUCUUAUGACUCACUGAAUGACGGGGCUGAAUAACGCGCCAGCUGCGUGACCACAUUGGAGUUGUUUGAAAUUCCAGGUUCCCCGAACACUCCAGGCUUUCUAUGGUUGUAGUCCCAUUAUUUCACGAUUUUGAAUUUUGUAGUUGACUUAAUGCUUCAUUAAACAUAUCAACGUGA
This is a messenger RNA of Tachysurus vachellii, 1866 nucleotides long. RefSeq names its product betaine-homocysteine methyltransferase (gene bhmt). Gene Ontology annotation, molecular function: betaine-homocysteine S-methyltransferase activity; zinc ion binding. NCBI's taxonomy places the organism in Eukaryota, Metazoa, Chordata, Actinopteri, Siluriformes, Bagridae. The record is from RefSeq and is a predicted model, not a curated record. The transcript is spliced from 8 exons. Bases 138 to 1340 code for a protein of 400 amino acids.